Tachyglossus aculeatus (Australian echidna) is the source of this 1681-nucleotide messenger RNA. RefSeq names its product nudix hydrolase 12 (gene NUDT12). The transcript has 8 exons. Gene Ontology annotation, biological process: NAD+ catabolic process; NADP+ catabolic process. Gene Ontology annotation, cellular component: cytosol. Gene Ontology annotation, molecular function: protein binding; metal ion binding; NADH pyrophosphatase activity. Bases 191 to 1573 code for a protein of 460 amino acids. NCBI's taxonomy places the organism in Eukaryota, Metazoa, Chordata, Mammalia, Monotremata, Tachyglossidae. The record is from RefSeq and is a predicted model, not a curated record.
UCUGCCGUUGGUCCUGCCUGCCCCCCGGGCCUCCGGACCAGCAGCCGCCAGCCCGUCAAUCUCCCAAAUCUUGCUGACUCUUCCCCUCUACUAAUACAUGGAUCUGCCCCUUUCACCACUCUUUCACCACCAUCAUGGUAACGGCCUUCACCAGUUCUCAGCUAGAUGACCCUUUGCUUUUCUAGAGAGAAUGACCCAGAGGAAUCCUAAGCGGAAAAUAAUAUCCGAGUUUCAUAGUUUAGCAGCCGAGGGAGACGUCAGCAAGUUGACGGCAAUACUCAGUCAUUCUCCAGAUCUUCUCAACGAAACUUCUGAAAAUGGCUGGACUGCGCUAAUGUACGGUGCCAGGAAUGGACACCCUGAUGUUGUCCAACUUUUACUAGAAAAGGGGUGUGACAAAUCUAUUGUGAAUAAAUCAAGACAGACCGCAUUGGACAUUGCUACGUUUUGGGGUUAUAAGCAUGUAGUUAAUUUAUUGGCGAAUACUAAGGGUAGGGAAACACCGCGAUUCCUUCCCAAGAAAAUGGAGGAGUGGGAAAAUUAUUUCAGCAAAACUCUCCUCGAUAGAAAAAGUGAGAAAAGGACCAAUUCCAGUUGGCUGUUGGCUAAACAAAGUCAUCCAGCUACUAUUUAUAUCCUUUUCUCAGAUCUAAGCCCACUGGUUACGCUGGGGGGAAGUAACGACAGUUCCCAACAGCCAGACGUCAAGCUCUGUCAGCUGAACCACGCUGACGUAAAAGAUUAUUUGACCCAGCCAGAUAAGAUCAUUCUAGUUUUUCUUGGGGUAGAACUUGAAAUGCAGAAAAAGGCCCUGAAUCCUACCCGCGGUGAGGCCCUAACAGAAGAGGAAGACGAGAUAGCCUGGUUUGCCCUUGGAAUAGAUCACGUUUCAGCUGAACAAUUUAAGAAGAGCCACGAAGAUUGUUAUUUCCUUCACCCUCCAAUGCCUGCUCUCCUGCAACUCAAAGAGAAAGAAGCUGGAGUAGUAGCGCAAGCAAGGUCUGUUCUUGCCUGGCACAGUCGAUAUAGCUUCUGCCCAACGUGUGGAAGUGCCACGAAGAUUGAAGAAGGUGGCUAUAAAAGGCAGUGUUUAAAAGAAGACUGUCCCAGUCUCAUCGGAGUUCACAAUACAUGUUACCCAAGAGUUGAUCCGGUAGUGAUCAUGCAAGUGCUUCAUCCAGAUGGGAACCAGUGUCUCUUAGGGAGGCAGAAAAGAUUCCCUCCCGGCAUGUUUACUUGCCUUGCUGGAUUUAUCGAACCUGGGGAGACAAUUGAAGAUGCUGUUCGAAGGGAAGUAGAGGAGGAGAGUGGAGUUAAAGUUGGCCACGUUCAGUAUGUCUCCUGUCAGCCCUGGCCGAUGCCCUCCUCCUUAAUGAUUGGCUGCUUGGCUGUUGCGAUAUCUACGGAAAUUAAAGUUGAUAAGAAUGAAAUAGAAGAUGCCCGUUGGUUCACUAGAGAACAGGUUGUGGAUGUGCUCACCAAGGGAAAUCAGCAGAUGUUCUUCGUGCCGCCCAGCCGAGCCAUCGCCCACCAGUUAAUCAAACACUGGAUUCGAAUGAAUUCCAACCUUUAAAUCUGAGGCCCUGACUCUCUUCAGGAUGAUGUUGCACUUCUGACCACGGUUCUUUCUUCAGGAAUUAGAAAUAUGUGCUCAUUUAUUAAAGUAUCAUGACCCAAGAUA